AUGAGGUUCCAUUUUCCUUCCGGAGAAUAUGUGUGGCACGACUCAGUUUACAUUCUAUCGUGUGAACAUUCAAAUAUCAUCAGUGUAGGCGUCGAGUCCAGUGUCCUCUCAGACCAAAAUCAUUCGAUCAAUUUCUAUGUCGCCGGAUUGAAUCCGGUGAUAAUCAACGACCAGAUGCCAUUCAAAUCAACGACGGAAACGCGUAAGGCGUCAAUUACGCAGCGAACCACAAGCAAUUCCACCGUAAUUCGCUGCAACAAAUACGCCGCUAAACGUGUCUGGAUGAAAGUUCGUAAUGUGAUUCGGAUUGCUUCUGCACAUUUGGCCCUUUAUUGCUUCGUAAUUCUGUACGUGUUGGUCGGCGCCUACGUUUUUCAUUACAUGGAAGGUGAUAAUGAGACAUUUCUUCAUGAGACACAAAGAGAGCAAGUGUUGCAGUUAAAAAAAGAUGUCAUCGCGAAAUUGGCAUCGACCGAGAGGGCGGAGGAUAUUGAUAUGUUUCUUCGAUCAUUUCUUCAAAAUAUAUCAUACCUCCAUAUUUCGCUCGACAACUAUUUAAUCUACAAUGAACCACUACAAGUUGUGCAAAAACGAUGGACGUUUCCAGCAAGCGUACUCUUCUCUUUUACAAUAUUAACAACAAUUGGUUACGGAAAUGUGACACCAUCCACACAAGAAUGCAAAAUUUUUACAAUGAUCUAUGGAGCAUUUGGAAUCCCUCUAUUCCUUAUUACAAUUGCAGAUCUUGGAAGAUUUUCAAAAACCGCUAUUAUGGCGACAGUUCAAAAGUUGUACAAAAAAGAGCUGAAAAAACAAGGCGAACAAAGGUUUUUACGGGAAUUAGGAGAAGUUUUCCUUGUCGCCUUACUCUUUGUCGUUUUCAUUGCUAUAGGCUCUGCAGUAAUCCCAUUAUGGGAAGAUCAGCUCACUUAUUUCGAUAGUGUAUAUUUUUCAUAUAUGAGUCUGACAACCAUCGGGCUUGGAGAUAUUGUACCUAGGCGUAUGGAUUUCCUUUUGCCAACUUUGGUUUACAUCACAAUUGGUUUAUGGUUGACUACAGCUUUAGUAGAGCAACUCGCCGACGUUUUCCGAUUAGUGCAUUAUGCAGGACGACAGGUCACAAAUGUUAAAGGAAUAACAGUUUGGCUCGGGGGUCGUCGGUUGUCUGUUGGUGGUUUAAUCAGCACUGUGUGUCGAAGGGUGGGAAUGUCCGAUAAUCUUAUAAAUCAAAUUAAUUGGGACAAAACAAUCGAUCAAGCACUUUCUGGGAUUGCUCCGGCGACACUGCCUAUAUUCCCAUGGCAUUUUACAGAUUUCCUUGAGCAUGACCCACCGUUAAUCGACCUUAGUAUCGAUUUGGACCAAUUGGAUGGCUCAUUUUAUUGCUCGAAGCCGGUGAACUCAUCAAACUCGAAAAUACGAAGAGAUAGCCAGCUGAGCGCGCCAGCAGUGUCAUGGAUGAGACCACAAGAAGAGGCUCGAAUUCUCGAAUCUUCUAGUUUCGCAUGCAUCGACUCGUGA
Molecule: messenger RNA, 1521 nt
Organism: Caenorhabditis bovis
Lineage: Eukaryota; Metazoa; Nematoda; Chromadorea; Rhabditida; Rhabditidae
Source: the annotation of a GenBank genome assembly